AAUCAACACUACGAAUGGAAAAAAGAAUAUAAGAAGGCAUUUCAAAAUCUGAAAGAAAAACUGAUUGAUGCACCUGUCCUAUUAUAUCCAGACUACAAGAAAAAGUUUAUCCUUGUCACCAACACAUUAAAACUUGGACUAGGUGCUAUCCUCUUGCAAUUGAACUCAGAAGAAAAGAAAUGA
This is a messenger RNA of Ambispora gerdemannii, 183 nucleotides long. NCBI's taxonomy places the organism in Eukaryota, Fungi, Glomeromycota, Glomeromycetes, Archaeosporales, Ambisporaceae. The record is from the annotation of a GenBank genome assembly.